GAGCUGUCCCAAACUGACGGAUGCUGUCGCUGCUGGUGCAGCCGCGUGAACCGGUGAUGCUGCUGCGCUCGAGCCGCUGAUCUCGCUCUCGCUCGCUCGCUCUCUUUUCUUCUCUCUCUCUCUCUCUCUCUCUCUCUCUCUCUCUCCAUCCUUUCCCUCCUCGCUCCUCUCCUCCACACGCGCAAAACGCUCUGUCAUGGCGUCUUCCAACCAUGUUACCCCUACCAACUGUAGCUGGUGGCCCAUCUCAGCCAUGGAUGAAGACGGCAAAAUCGCAGACGGGGAGGAGUGCGAAGAACCGGCGGCAGAGCCCAAACCCUUCAAUAAAGACAGGCUCGUUUUGUACCACUGGACGCAGUCUUUCACCUCCCAAAAGGUACGCCUUGUCAUUAAUGAGAAGGGUCUGGUCUGCGAGGAGAGGGAUGUGAGCUUGCCACUGCAGGAGCACAAGGAGCCGUGGUUCAUGAGGCUGAACCUGGGCGAGGAGGUGCCCGUCUUCCUCCAUGGAGACACCAUCAUUAGUGACUACAACCAGAUUAUAGAUUACCUGGAGAAAACCUUCGUGGGAGACACGGUGGCUCAGCUGAUUCCUGAUGCAGACUCGCCUCUCUAUGAUCGCGUGCAGCAGUACCGUCAGCUACUGGAUGGUCUGCCCAUGGACGCUUACACACACGGCUGCAUCCUCCAUCCAGAGCUCACGGCUGACUCUAUGAUCCCAAAGUACGCCACCGCAGAAAUACGUAGACAUUUGGCCAAUGCUGCAACAGAGCUGAUGAAGCUGGACCAUGAAGAGCCUCAGCUGACAGAACCUUAUCUGUCCAAGCAGAAGAAGCUAAUGGCAAAAAUCUUGGACCACGACAAUGUGAACUACCUGAAGAAAAUUCUGGGGGAGUUAGCCAUGGUCUUAGAUCAAGUGGAAGCUGAACUGGAGAAAAGGAAACUAGAGUAUCAAGGUCAAAAGUGUGAGUUGUGGCUUUGUGGACCUGAAUUUACACUAGCUGACAUCUGCCUUGGAGCCUUGUUGCACAGGCUCAAGUUCUUGGGACUUUCUAAGAAAUACUGGGAGGACGGCAGCCGACCCAAUCUGCAGUCGUUUUUUGUGCGCGUGCAAAAACGCUACGCUUUUCGCAAGGUCUUGGGUGACAUCCACACGACCCUCCUGUCGGCGGUCCUACCCAACGCCUUCCGGAUGGUAAAAAAGAAGCCGCCGUCCUUCUUCGGGGCCUCUUUUCUCAUGGGCUCACUGGGCGGGAUGGGCUACUUUGCCUACUGGUAUUUAAAAAAGAAAUACAUGUAGUGAAUGCCCUCUUGUUGUGUUAAAUGUCUGUGUAUUUGUGUGAUGUUUCAACUUUUCUGUAAUGUUUUAUGACUGCAGGAAAACAUAAUGAAUCUAUAUAAAGAACACUAUUACUUACCUGGGUAAACAAAGAAAUAUUAAAACAUUCCAUAAUAAGAAAUUCUUGACAGCACAUUUUCUGGUAAUCAAGGCCUUCAUAAAGUUUCAUUUCUGGACGCUUGCAGCUCUUGUGCAUGCAAGCCCUCAUUUAACUUUAGUUGAAGGCAUGCAUCCGGUCCACCUACACUCCAAUUUUAAAGUAAAAAAAACCCAGAUUAAACUUUAAACACAACAACAACAACAACAACAACAACAGGGGUUUUACCUUCGCAUGCCACUAAUAUAGUCAUCAUUCAUACCUGCUCCUCACUCCUCCAUCUACCUGAGGUAUAACCAGUAAAACCACAGGGACGUGUACAUGACAAAUACUUUCUGAAAAGUGCUGUGCUGCCAGAAACUGCCACAUGAAACGAUGAAAGGAUGGAGGCAAACUUUGAAGGUAUGCUUUGACGUUUUGGGAAAUGUGCUUAUUGGCUUUCUUGCUGAGGCACGGAUGAGAAGAUCAAUACCACUCUUGUGUGCAGAUGUUAAAUAUGAAGCUGUAGGCCAGAAGAUGAUUAGCUUAGUUUAAAGACUGAAAACAAGGGAAACAGUUGUACUGUUCCCCCAAAAAAUGUGAAUACCAGCAUUUCUGAAUCUCACAAUAAUUUUUUUUUAUAGUAUAAAUAAUUUAUGUCUAUACUAUAUUUUAACUAACACCGCUAAAGCUCACCAGCUCACCAAAUGCUGUUUAAAAUAGGAAUCUAGAGGUAGCAGCCAAUCAGCCACACCCUUAGUCAUUGCAAAUGAUAAAUAUCACACCAAUGUAAAGCAUAUAAAUAUAACCAGUGUGAUUGCACAGCAAAAAGUGGCCUUUUUAUUUGCUGUUUGUGUGAAACGUGAGCAAACUGUUAAAACCUUUGUACAAAAACUAAGUACGAAAUAAUAAUUCCAGUUGGUUUGCCCCUUUCAUAAAAUAAGUGUUUAUAGCUGCUGCAAAUGUUGCUCCAUAGGGAAAUGUCAGCCAUCAUAGGGAGUGCACAGGCAUGAUAUUGUUUAAAUAUUAAUAGUACACGCUCUCCUGGAAGACAUUUAUAGCAUUUGGAUUCAGUUAUACAAUAUACAGAGCGGCAUCGCUGUGUCACUCUGUGAAAUGGGUGUGAAUGUUGGAGCGUCGCUUGUAAAUUUACAGAAACGGUACAGCUUAGCAUCCCUUAAGCUCACAAAGAAAGGUGUGUGUGCGUGUGUGUUAAUAUAUUUUCUGAAGCUCUGUAUCAGUUGUUUUUAAAAGACGCCCUGGCUUUUAUCUGUGAUGGAUGUAUAUACACACACACACGAAAGACUGCUACUUAGCACUGUGAGUCGUGCAGUGGUAACACACGAGUGUGAUGAACAGGAUUAACCUGUUCAGUGAAGUCACACCUGCAUGCAUAUGAAGCCCGUCACCACGAAACUUCAAUCAAGUCAAAGUUUAUUACCAGUAGAAAGAAAUUUGACUUUACUUUUGGACAUAAACAGAACUUUCAUAUAUAGAAUGUGAUUUUCAUAUAAACAGCAUGAAACAGAAGCCAAAGCCAGUCAAUGCCUUUGUGUCAAUAAAAUAUCAAAAACAUUAUCAUACUUUACUGUUAACAUACUGUUGGCCGGGUCUAAUCAAAUUAACACACUCUGUUUAUGAUAAUUCAGUCAAACUGUCACACUCCACAUGUAAUUUGAUUAAACACAAACACAUUAGCUGGAUUAUCCAUUUAUAUUAGAGUCUACUGAGCACAGUAGAAUCUAAUAAAUUAAAACAGCCGGAUAAUUUGGAUAAUAACGUGAGGCCCAUUUUAAUUGACAUUGUGUUUAAUUGGUGCAAAUAACAUCACAAAGAACCUCAUUUCACACAGAUGUUUCCAGUCUUCAUGCUGAGCCAAGCAGCUGUAGCUUCGUGAUGAUACACGCAAUGAAAGCAGUAACCAUCUUCUCAUCUAACCCUCGGAAAUAAAGUGGAAAAAACUUCCCAAAAUAUAAAAGUGCUCCUUUAACUAAUUGUGUACCGAAAGCAUAAUAACACAGAGACAUGCACACGUGUGUCCGGAGUUGGUUUAUUUAGAGCACCACGGAUCACACAGCACACAGUGAUCCACUGUCUUUGUCGCUGAGCAGAGAAAAAUUUGGGUGUUUGAAAAGUUACACUUGGCUGCACUGAUAGUAAAAUUAUAAAUUCUGCAUCUGUGGCACAAUAGUUCAGACUUGGGCUGAGGAUGUACAUUUCAUUGCAUGGGUACUUUAGUAUUGCGCACACCGAAGGUUUUUUUUGUUCUUUUUGUGGCCCAGAGGCAGAUUUUAUGAAGGAAUUAAACCACACAUUUCUAAGUAUUGAGUUGCUAAGUGUAACCUUUGAAACACCUGCACUGUACCGCACAUGGGAGACGGUCCCUCAGCAAUACUGAGCAAGGAAAAAAAAAAAAUCACUGGAAUUCACUGCUGUUUGUCUGUCUCUGCUGACUUCCUUCUGACAGAUGCAAGAUUGUUUUUAACAGAUAGAUAUUUUUAAUUACACACUGUCGCAUUUAUUUUACCAUGCUGAAUUUCUAAUGAGCUUAAAGGUUAAAACAAUUCGAACGAGGGAAGGAAAAAGCUGACUCAUCUCGAGGCUUAAGGAGUAUGACGCCGAGAAAGAGAGAGCCUUUCCCCUCUCAGCUAGCCUUCCCAGCUGUCUUGUUUGUUAAUGCGUUUUUAUUCUGUUAACCCUUAACAGGAGCCACUUUAUGUUUCUUUGCCAGAUCUCCAUGCUUUUAAAAAUGUUAUUAUGUGCGCUCUUUGGGUUUAACUCAUCAUUGUGAGGUGCUGGCUGGAGUUGUAAGCUGCUUUUGCUUUUUUCUUGGCUGGUUAUGCCGACAUUCUUGCAGUAAGAACUCACAGUGCAGCGGCUUUUUCCUGUCAUUGUAACUCCGCAGCUCAAGACAUGAAUAAAUAAGAGAGGUCACAGAGUUUGCCAGGAUGCACCCUGUUUUCCACCGUUGCAGAAACUCAUCGCUGCAGGUGGUGAUUAGCAGCAGAAAAGGCUGAACCAAAGACGCCGAUCAAAACUCCUUUAAUAGAAGCUACUUGCUGUUUCAUCUCUAAUUUGAUUUUCAUUAAGAAAAGAGAAGUGUACUCAGUUUAAUUUUUUGAUAUUGGAGAGCGCAGGGCAGCCAGUGAGAUCAAUAAAUCCUUCUUGUCUGGAAAGAAGACAUUUGAGGUCGACAUUAAAGCAAACAGAGGGGUUACUUGGUUUCAGGAGGUUCUUGCCUGAGCUGCAUAUCCAGUUACAAAUAAAUCAAAUAAUUAACUGUGUGCCAAAAUUUCUCAUUUCUGUUGAGUUUUUGAUGCUCAAACAUUUCAUUGGCACUGUGGGGGCAAACGCCAAGAACCGUCAUAACCAGCCGAUCACUGUAACGCUUGGUACCUUUUGAUUAUUGCAAGCACAGCUGUUACGAUUCCACUGCUUCCUCGGACUGAAAUCACACUACCUGAGGGGUCGGAUCCGCGUUUCUCGGAUCUCACAAAGCGUUCAAGUUAAAAAUCCUAGUUGUGAUUUGUGGCCAUUAUAUUUCACUAUAGUAUUUUUUUAUUUUUUACUUUUUAUUUUUUAUAUUUCUAUAUAUAUUAUAUAUGCAUUUAUUUAUGGUGCUUUUUAUGAUGUUUGUUCAUAAGCCUUA
Molecule: messenger RNA, 5061 nt
Organism: Archocentrus centrarchus (flier cichlid)
Lineage: Eukaryota; Metazoa; Chordata; Actinopteri; Cichliformes; Cichlidae
Gene: gdap1l1
Product: ganglioside induced differentiation associated protein 1-like 1
Exons: 6
Coding region: 197-1297 (366 amino acids)
Source: RefSeq, a predicted model, not a curated record